This is a messenger RNA of Corylus avellana, 2616 nucleotides long. NCBI's taxonomy places the organism in Eukaryota, Viridiplantae, Streptophyta, Magnoliopsida, Fagales, Betulaceae. The record is from RefSeq and is a predicted model, not a curated record.
AUGGACCCCAAAAAAUCUUCCUCUGCUUCGCCAUUCCCUGCACCCAAGGCCUCCACCUAUCUCCCACCGUUUGAUGCUUCUCCAUCAACGUCCCAAGAAUACCUUAGCGCCCUCGGGUUUCCCCGCGGUAAGGAUCACACCAAAGCCGUGGAGGUCGUCCUUUCCCGCCACCCGCAGAUUAUGCAAUGCCUCCUUCACUACAAAAUGGGGUCGCUCAUCGGCGACUCGUCCGCCCGGAUGCUCGAACAGCUCAACGACUCCGUCAAGUUCUCCCGCCAAGCUCUAGCCCAGUCCCCAAACUCCAUCUCCUUCGCACUCUUCUAUGCCAUCUUGCUCUUCGAACUGGCCCGAAACGAUGCCGGUUCGUACAACGCCGUGGUCCAUGAAUGCGAGCGGGCUUUGCUGAUCGAGAACCCGACGGAGCCAGGGUGCAGAGUCCCGUUUUCGGCCUCCCGACAGCAGAAGAUGAGGAAGAAACUCGUGGAGCUGAUAAAAAAAUCCAAGAGGAAGAUCAUCGUUCUUGGAGGCGGGAACAGAAGGGACAAGUGGAAACGGCUCCUAGUGGAUAAUUCCCUGGCGGAAGUAAAGGCCGAGGUCGAGGCUUUGCUAGGGAGAAAGAAGGAGAUUGCAAUGCCGAGGCCGUCGCAUUUCACAUCGAUCAAGAAGCACAAGAAAGUCAAGUCGAAUGUUGCUACGUUCACACGAGUCAGGGCCUUCUGGAAUGACAGCAUGAGUGUGGAAAAAAAGAGGGAGUUUUUGAGAAUCGGAAUUGAAGACCUCAAAGCAUAUUUGGAUAAGAAUGAUUUGCGAAUGGCGAAAGAGGUUUUGACGGAAGCAAUUGAUUACGGCAAGGCGAAGAAGCUAUGGAGGUUUUGGGCAUGCUAUUGCUGCGGAGAGAGGGUUCUUGAUUCAGAUUUCAGCGAUCAUAUUUGGAAUCAUUUAGGUACUCUAUCGAACAGUUCUCUAUUGCUUAUGCCGGAUGAAGCUCCCGAAAUAGCCGUUGAUGAUAUAUACGAAAACUUCGUUUGGAAUCCCGUGAAAUUGAUUUACGCGGCCAAGAUCAUGGAGAGCUGGUCCGACCCUUCAGAUUGGCCUUCUGUUGAAGACAGUGAGCGGACAAAAAUCAUCGAGAGAAUUCGUGCGAAACUGCAAUUGUUUAGAAGUAACAAAUGUCUUGCUAGGAGCCAUUUGUAUGAACUGCAGUACUUGAUAACGAAGUUGCUGAAAAACUAUACGAUUCAUAAAUCGUUGAUUGAUGGUCUGUGGCUUCGUCACACGCUCAACUUGAUACGCUUUUUGGAGGUUCCGGAGCUCAAGAUUGUUCUUGAGUUCUUGGAAGAAGUGGCCAGUGCUUGCGCAUUGCAUUGCCUUGGUGCGAUCUUUUCGGAGGAUGACGAUCAGAGGUUUUGGGGCUAUGCUCGAGAGAGAAUUGUUUUCAACAGCGACUUCUCAGCUCUCCUUUUUGAUGACCGGUUGUUGCGGGGAGAGAUUGUUGAGCCGGACAGUGGAAUUGCAGUGGUAACUUCAAUAGCUGAAGAUUGUGACGCGGAUUGUGAUAGUGAUCCUUUGCGUUUGGAUGACUGGUUGUUGGGAGGAGAGACUGUUCAGGCGCCGGAUAUUGGAAGUUCAGUGAAAACUAUUAUUGCUGAAGAUAGUGAUGCUUUGGUUGAUUGGCUGUGGACGGAACAUCCUACAAUUGGGGAACAAAUAAAGGCAUGGACAAGUGUGAGAAAAGCUAACCAAAUUCGGGGAAGGGAGUUGUACAAGAUUCUUGAAGAUGAAUCUCGCCGUUUGCUCCAAAUGUAUGAAAGAAAAGGCAAGUAUUUAAGAUAUCAGAAAUCAUUGCAGAAUGUUGAGAGGUUAUGUUCUGAUGAAAAUCGGAAAAGGGAACAAAUAUCAUCCCAAGGUAAUUAUGUAUCCCUGUUGUUCAAACGGUGGAAAGAGCUCGAGAUUGAGAGUAAGUAUGGUGAUGAGACUCACGGUGCUGCUGAAUUGGAUAUCAUAUGGAGUAUUAUGAAGGAUUCAAAAGCAGAUUUUGAAAUUCCAAUGGUAAUCCAGUGGCAGAUAAACCGCUUGGCUCAAGAGCUUUGUAAACUUGAUGCUAUAAUCAUGAUGACUCUUGCUUCCAUUCGGCAAGCUAUGCUGGUAUCUAUGUUUGACUACCGGUUUGUUAUGUUGCCCCAGUUGAAGUCAUUCAUGAAGGCUCAGCUGGAGGAUCUUGUCAACAAAGAUAAUGCUGCUGCAGCAGAGGCUCUGUUAGCAGAGGUUGCUCCUGAUGCCAAGACCACUAACAAAAGAGGAAGACGAGGACAGGGAAAAUCAAAGCAGAAAACGUUGUCUUCUAUAUAAAGCUGAGUCAGCUGGUCCCUAAUGAAGAUGUUGGUUCAAGUGAGCUGCAACACUUUGCAUAAAAAGGUUGGCCUCAUGGGUUCAAUACUUUAUAGUUACUGACAAUGAUAAUGAUGAUGAAAGGGAAAUUAUAGUUCUAGUUUCUGAAGAAUUUGAUAAGUGUCUCACUUUCCUUUAUUGGGUCAAAAUUUAUAAUGAGAUAGCAACGAACUUAGGGACCGUUUAAGUUUUUUAUUUAAAAAUAACGAUUUGAAAACAUGUAAUAUG